Messenger RNA from Auanema sp. JU1783, 1206 nucleotides. The record is from the annotation of a GenBank genome assembly. Lineage: Eukaryota; Metazoa; Nematoda; Chromadorea; Rhabditida; Rhabditidae.
AUGUCGAGUUUAGCCGUUGUCCUUCAAGGCCCAAAGCCCAAAAAUGGACGUUGUGUUUUCGAGUCUUUUAAAGAAGCUAACCGAAAGAACUUCUGGAAUAGAGAGUUAGUUUCUGCUAUGGAAUCCAUUAUAUACAUGGGUUUCUUGAGACCUUCUACCUUGUUCAUUUCUGGAAGUGAAUCAUCCAUACAGACUAUCAAAUCAGAAUAUGCUCGCCGUAUAUUAAAAGCUCCAACGUCUUACAAAAUUCUUUCUCUCGGUGCUAUGGGAGCAAUCGAAGAAGUUGAACAGAUGAAUUUUGUACCACUUGGAGAUAUUAUCUGCGACACUAUUAGCCAACUGAACACUCUUGGACAAAUAGCCAAUCUUGUGAACAUCAAGGAUUACAUUCUGGAGAACUACAGUUACAUUUCCCCGAACAACUUGCAAACGAUGAAACAAACCAUCCAAACCCUUAUAAGCACCGGAUUAAUAUAUCGUAUAGGAGAAAACUUCUUCGUUAGUAUCCCAACACAAUCGGUUCAGCCAGUUGUUAAGACUACCGUUGAAUGCCAAACAGGAAUGUCUAUCAUGGAAGAAGAGAAAAAGGAAAAGAAAGGAAUCUUAGCGCGUAUUUUUGCUCGUCGUUCAACUGUCAAUGCUCAAAAUGGAGCCUCCCCACCUCAAGUUCCUACAAUAGCAACACCCGUUGUUCCUGUUUUCUUCUCCAGUUCAGAUGAAUGGAUGAAAGCUGAAAAAAUAUCUCAAGGAAGCAAUGCUAAUAGAUAUUAUACCUUCGACAAGGAUGAUGUAGUUGUCGCCAUAAAACAACAAAAGACUAAUAAUGGAAGAAGACGUAGACGCCAACAUAGAGUUUACCUCAGCUCUAGUUCUGAAUGUCUUAACUAUGGACCCAUUGAUCCUCCUGAGUGCUUACCUGGAAACGUUGAAGUAGUAGAUGAUCUUCGCCGCCGUCGUAGACGUACAGCUGAUCGCAAGACAAUAGCCCGGACAAGUACUCCUGUACCAGUUGGAUCAGAUUCUGCCUAUAGUCCAUCGCCCGUAACUGAUUCCAAUGAAGAAGCUGGUUCCUGGAGCGAAAAAGAUGUUGACCAUUUCCCCCGCGAACACACUUACGUUAAUCUUCAUGAAGAUGAAUCAACUCAGUUCGAGGAGAUUACUCAGCCUCAUAUAGUUCCCCAAGCUAUUCUCAUUUCAAAUGUCUAA